This is a messenger RNA of Rotaria sordida, 1497 nucleotides long. The record is from the annotation of a GenBank genome assembly. Lineage: Eukaryota; Metazoa; Rotifera; Eurotatoria; Philodinida; Philodinidae.
AUGACUAUGUCGCCGAAUGAUUAUGAACAAUAUGUAUCAAAAGAACAACGAAGACGAAGAAUAAAACUAAUUGUUGUGGAAAUAUUGGUUUCUGUUCUUCUUAUUAUAUUGGCUAUUAUUUUCUCAAGUUUUUUAAAAAAUAUAAUUCCAAAAAAGAUUGUCAACGCAGUAAAUCUUAAACCCGAUUCAGAUAGUUUCAAAGUAUGGUGUAAACCACCAGUAACUAUGACACGAGCUUAUUAUCUUUUUAAUAUAACAAAUCCUAUUGAAAUAGUUACUAAUCCUACUUCGACUACAGUACAUGUUAAAAAUACUCCUUCUUAUACUUAUAAUAUGGAAACAAAUAAAAUCAAUAUUCAAUGGUCGAAUGAUAAUAAACAUAUAAGGUAUGCAAUUGAACGAUUAUUUACUCGUCAUCCAAUACAAUUUAAUCCAUCAUCUGCUAAUGAUACAGGUGUAUUUCUUGAUUUAGUUCGAGCUAUUUUUCGAACACAAUUUCAAGCUAAAGCAGCACAAUCAUUUUAUGAGCUUUCUGGCAUGGAAACAUUUCCUCAUAGAAAUGCUGUUGAACAAUUAGAAGGAUUUACUUCAGAUUUAUUUAAAUCAUUUCAAGAUAAAAUGAUUGGACCAAAUAGAGCUAAAUCAGGUUUUAUUUAUCGAUAUAAUGGUAGUGGAUUAUUUAAUUAUUCAAUUCAAGCCGAUCCAGAGAAAAAAGGUCAAAUACUUACAUUUGCUAGUGAACUUGUUCCAUUUGAAAUAUCAUCUCCGUCUGAUUAUGAAUUUCCUAUUUAUGAUGGUCUUACAUUUCCAUCAAUGCUUUUUGAUAAGCCAACAUUUAAUAUUUUUCAAGGUGAUAUUUGUUAUCCAAUUCUUCUUGAACAUAAUCAAAUAGUAACUAAAUUUGGAGGUUUAAAAAUGUAUAAAUACAAAAUUAAAUUAGUCGAUUUUAAUAAUUGUACAAAUCCAAACGAUACAAGAACAUGUCCUGAAGUUGAAAAAAUUGAUAUAUCACAAUGUAUAUCUGCUUCACUUCCAGAUAAUACAAUCUUUUUAUCAAAAGCACAUUUUUAUGGAAGUAGUAAUGAAACAAUCGAACAAAUGAAUAUUCAAGGUUUUAAGCCAACAACUGAUGAACAUGAUUCAGCUAUAUAUUUUGAACCAUAUUCAGGUGUACCAUUUGAAGGUGUUUUUCGUAUACAACUUAAUAUUGAUGCUAUUAUUGAUCCAAUGAAAACAUCGAAUUUUGAAUCAGAACAACUUACACCAGCCGACCGUAAAGGUAUCAAACGUAUGAUACCUCUCGUAUGGAUUGAUCAAAAAACAUUUAUUUCAAAAAAAGUUAUUAAAAAAUUGCGAACACCUCUUUUAUUUCUUUAUUAUGGAGAAUAUUUUAGUAUAGGAUUAGCAAUUGGAUUAUCAAUUGGUUUUAUUCUUUAUAUGGAAUUUAUUGCUAAACGAGCUCAUAAAAAUAAUGAUAUACAUGUACCAAUUAUGUGA